AUGUCUGGGGAGUCCUCCAAUCCGGUCAAGGGCGAUCCAAAGGAACCCACUGGGACAUCGGAGAAAAGAAAUGCUUUUACCGAACUCCUAGCUCCCAAAACAAAGCAACCAAAGCACGCGGCCAAAGCUCCAUCUGAUCGCAAUGCGGCCAAGGGCAGAACUGCCUUUGGUGUUCGAGAUGGACUCGGUAUCUACAUCGCAAAGCCGGAAACAUAUGGCUCCGAUGUUGUAGUUUACCACAAUGAAGACUUUGUGGCAAUCCACGACAUGUUCCCAAAGUCAUCGCUACACCUCCUCCUUCUUCCCCGCGACCAGAGCAAAACGCGCCUGCACCCAUUCGAUGCCUUCGAAGACACCGAGUUUCUGGCGAAGGUAAAGGCUGAAACGCGCAAAUUGCGUACUCUGGCAGCGGGUGAGCUGCGACGCAAAUAUGGGAAGGACUCUGCGCAAGAGCAAGCGAGACAAACGGCACUGAGUGCUAAUCCGCCGCCCGACGAACUACCACAGGGUCGGGAUUGGGAACGGGAAAUUGUGGUCGGGGUGCAUGCAGUACCUUCGAUGAACCACUUGCAUGUCCAUGUAUUAUCCGUGGAUAGAUAUAGCGACCGCCUCAAGCACAGGAAACACUACAAUAGCUUUUCGACGCCGUUUUUCGUGCCAAUUGAGGACUUCCCGCUGGCAGAAGAUGACGUACGACGCAAUCCGACAGGAGAGGGGUAUCUGAAGCGAGACUUUGCCUGUUGGCGUUGUGGCAAAGCUUUUGGAAAUCGCUUUGUGGAAUUGAAACAGCAUCUAGAGCAGGAGUUUGGAGAAUGGAAGAAACAGUGA
Penicillium paradoxum is the source of this 828-nucleotide messenger RNA. RefSeq names its product DNA 5'-adenosine monophosphate hydrolase. The transcript has 2 exons. Lineage: Eukaryota; Fungi; Ascomycota; Eurotiomycetes; Eurotiales; Aspergillaceae. The record is from RefSeq and is a predicted model, not a curated record. Gene Ontology annotation, biological process: double-strand break repair; single strand break repair. Gene Ontology annotation, molecular function: single-strand break-containing DNA binding; DNA 5'-adenosine monophosphate hydrolase activity; single-stranded DNA binding. Gene Ontology annotation, cellular component: nucleus. Bases 1 to 828 code for a protein of 275 amino acids.